AUGAUGUUUGCUGGGUAAGAAGGUUACCGGUAUGACGAUAAACAUUUAUAGGAGAUUAUUUAAUAAUUUACAAAGUAAGGCUUUACAGAAGAAUAAGUUAUAUAAGCAUGGUAAAGGAGUAAUUGCAGACCUGAUCAAAUUUCUUACCAUUUAAUGAAGAAUUAGUCAUUGUUAUCAUAGUAAAAAGAAGAGGAGAAAAUGAUUCAACAAGCUAUCGAAUUAUCUAUUAGGAAUCAAAAUGAAACAUGCAUUUAAGAUGCUGAAAAUUAUUUAAGGACUGAAGAUCCUAUCGGACUUUAAAAUCUAGGAAGAACUUGCUACUUUAAUUCAUUUCUCCAAACGCUUUAUCAUAUUCGUGAAUUAAGAGAUCCUAUAUUAAAACUUGAACUUUCUGAAAAUAAUGAAAACGUGCCUGAAUAAAGAGCUAAGCUUAACGAAAUGCUCAAAUAGUUUUAACUGACUUUUGCAGCUAUGCUUAAAUCUCAGAAGAACUUUACUGAUCCAACUGAUCUUUUUGAAGUUCUCAAAGGAUUAAGUGGUUAGAUAUAUAAAUAAGGCGAAGAGAAUGAUUUUUGGGAGUUCUAAAAUUCUACUUUAGAAUAUUUAGAACAAUCAUUUAUGAAAGAAAGCGAAAUCGAUACAGCAGAUUUAUUUAAAAGUUAUUUACGCUUGUAAAAUAAUAGUUUGUUGAGGGGAAAUAGUAGCACUUUUACUAACUCAAAAAAUAUAAAAUUACAAAACUAUGAAUAUAAUAAUAAUAAUAAUACUAAUAAUAAUAAUAAUAGCAGUAUAACUAAUGUAAAUAAUGAUUAAAUUAAAAAACAGGAAUCUAACAUGAUGGAUGAAGAGUUUAUUAUAUAUGAUACCUAAUAGACUUUAGCUACUUUUACUGAUAAUUAAGCAUCUAGUAUGAGUACAACUAUUGUUGACUCUGAAAAUAAUAAAGGCAGUUAAGUAUGUAACUCAUAGCUUAUUUAGGAGUCUAAUAAGUUAAGUUCAUCAUAAUUAUAGAGUUAAAGUCAAGAAAGGUAGCUUUCUUUAUAAAAGCAAGAAAGCAAUAAAAAAAAGGCUAAAAAGCUAAAAAAUCCAAUAACAGAGUUAUUCUUUGGAGUUGGAGAAGAAAAAGUAACAAUCUAUUCUCAAGAGAAUAAUUCAAUUGAAGUUAAAGUUCAUGAUAUACCUAUAGGAAUCUUUAAUUUAGAUGCUAAAAUGGGUGACCUAUAUGCAGCUUUGAAUUCAUAUUUCUAGUACUAAGUAGCUGACUAUUAACCAGAGCCAGUUGAUAAUUUGACUCAGUCAGUAAUAAUAAAAAAGCAGAAAAAAGUAGAUAUAGCAUUAAGUAUAAAAACUGCCCCUAAGAUACUAAAUUUCUAUAUAAAUAGAAUUUUCUACAACAAAGAAUUAAAUUGUGCAGAAAAAUUAAAUAAAAAGUUUACAUUUGAUAAAGAAAUAUAUAUUGAUAACUAUAUAUAAGGUAAAGACAAAGAGUUUGAAGAAUAAAAAAAACAAAUUGAAACAAUUGAUAACUAAUUAACUGCAUUAGAGAAUAAACUUUCAAAAUUCGAUAAUUAUAUAAAUUAAGAAGGAAACAGUGGUAGUCUACCAGUUUUAUCUGCUAUGAAUCUAAUAAAAUCUUAUUUUUAGACUCAAGUCAACAAAUAAGAUAAUUUUAUAGAUAUAGAAGAAAUAAUUAGCGAUGUUAUACAUGAAAAUGAUAAUGUUGAUGUCGGAGUAUUAGGUCAAAAAUAGCAACUGAUAUAAAUGAUAUAAACUUUGGAUUAAUAUUAUUUGCAAAUAAAGAAAAAUAAAGAUGUCUUAGAAAAGAAAAUCAAAGAGCUUAAAGAUUAAAAAUAAUAUUGGUAAAAUUAAAAUAAAACUAUUAAAUAUGAGCUCUUUUCAAUUCUUAUCCACUAGGGAUAUGCAAAUACUGGACAUUAUUACUGCUUUAUAUAUGAUGACAAAAAGUAAUGCUGGUAUAAAUUUAAUGACAGUAUUGUUACAAAAGUAACUGAAGAAGAGGUAUUCAAACAAAGCUAUGGAGAUUAAGAUAAUAAUUGCAAUGCAUGCUGCUUAUUUUACAAGAACUCCUAAACAAAGGUGAACCCUAAUAAACCAGUAGAAAUUUCAGCCCGUUUAAAAGCAGAAGUUUAGAAAAAAGAUUAAGCCUUUUUAGAAAAAAUAGAUGAAAUUAAAAUAAGGAGAAAGCUGUAAGAAGUUAAAUAAGAUUUUUUGAACUAUACCAAAGAGAUUAAAGAAGCUUAAUAUAAAAUAUAAUUGAAUAAAAAUGCAAAUAAUAUUUUUACAAAAUUCUACAAUUGCACCAAUUUCAAGUUCUAUCUAUUUAAUUCCAAUGAAUAACAAAUUUAAGGCUUUGGUAAAAGAACCAUGUUAAUGGAAACUAUAGAGAAGUAAGAUUUUUCAUAACUCGAGUAAAGUUUAGCUAAAAAAGAAAAUUUGUAUCAAGGAAUAAUUCUUUUCUAUGAGCAUAUGUAAUUAGAUUAAGGAGUUUGUGGAUAAAUUUUGAAUGAUUAAGAAAAGAGAGAGUUGCAUUUAUAAGAAUAAAUUUAUACUAACAUUUUGAAGUUCUUAAAUAUAAUAGCCAAUAUUUUAAAUGAUAAUAAUAAUUACAUAAAUAAUUUUAGAAUUAUGGGAAGUUUAAGGAAGAUGCUUAGCUCAUAAGCGUUUUCAAAUUACUCUUCUAAUGUCUAUUUUAACCUAAUUAAGUUUAACUUAAAAUAUAUUCACGAAGUAUUUAUUUUAAAAUCUUGUUUUAUGAUUGAUAAGUAUUUCCAUCAAGGUUAACUUCCAAGUGCUUUUAGCCUUCUAAAUCAAAUAGUCUUAACAUAUCUUCAAUUUUAUUAUGUUGAGAAAGUAGAUAGUGAAAAGUAAAAGAAAGAUUCUUAAAAUGAUAAAAAUUAAAUUAACAUGAUAAAAUCUAGUUUUGAAUCACCUGAGUUUUCUUCAAAUAUUGGAACUUAAUUAUAUAAUAAUCUAAAGUAAACCAAAUUUAACUUUGAGAAGUAGCUUGGCUAAGAUGAAAAAUCUAAACUUGAUGGUCAGAUCAAUUUACUUUAAUCUCCAGAAAAAUUCCCUCAAUCAAAAAAUAGAUGUAAUUAAGUAUUCGAAGAGAUCAUUUUAGAAAAGGACAUCAAUAUAAACGACAGUGAAAUAGUUUUCAAAGUUUAUGAUUAAUAUGAAAUCUUCUUAAAGAGAUCAGAUGUAUGGAUUUAAUAAUUAAAAAAGCUUCAAAUAUAAAAAUUCUUGAUUCCUCAAGAAGAGAGACUAAGUUAAGAGGAAGUUCUAUAUUUCGAUUGA
Molecule: messenger RNA, 3315 nt
Organism: Tetrahymena thermophila SB210
Lineage: Eukaryota; Ciliophora; Oligohymenophorea; Hymenostomatida; Tetrahymenidae
Product: ubiquitin carboxy-terminal hydrolase
Exons: 11
Biological process (GO): protein deubiquitination; regulation of protein stability
Cellular component (GO): nucleus; cytosol
Molecular function (GO): cysteine-type deubiquitinase activity; cysteine-type endopeptidase activity
Source: RefSeq, a predicted model, not a curated record